Egretta garzetta (little egret) is the source of this 3354-nucleotide messenger RNA. It is a transcript of the gene SLC4A10, whose product is annotated as solute carrier family 4 member 10. The coding region runs from base 1 to 3354 and encodes 1117 amino acids. The transcript is spliced from 25 exons. Gene Ontology annotation, biological process: monoatomic anion transport; regulation of intracellular pH; bicarbonate transport. Gene Ontology annotation, cellular component: basolateral plasma membrane; plasma membrane. Gene Ontology annotation, molecular function: sodium:bicarbonate symporter activity; monoatomic anion transmembrane transporter activity; solute:inorganic anion antiporter activity. The record is from RefSeq and is a predicted model, not a curated record. Lineage: Eukaryota; Metazoa; Chordata; Aves; Pelecaniformes; Ardeidae.
AUGCAAUUUUUGGGGGUCUCUGGAAAUAGAAAGGUCAUGCAGCUUGGAACCGGUGAGACAUUACAGUCUCUAAGUCAUCAGAGAAAUGAUGAAGAGGCUGUUGUGGAUAGAGGUGGAACUCGCUCCAUUCUCAAAACACAUUUUGAAAAGGAAGAUCUAGAAGGUCAUCGAACAUUGUUCAUUGGAGUUCACGUGCCACUUGGUGGAAGAAAAAGUCACCGACGCCAUAGGCACCGUGGACAUAAGCACAGAAAGAGAGACAGAGAGCGAGAUUCCGGAUUAGAAGAUGGGAGAGAGUCUCCUCCUUUUGAUACCCCAUCACAAAGGGUGCAGUUCAUUCUUGGAACAGAAGAUGAUGACGAGGAACACAUUCCUCAUGAUCUCUUUACUGAGCUUGAUGAAAUUUGUUGGCGUGAAGGAGAGGACGCAGAGUGGAGGGAGACAGCAAGGUGGUUGAAGUUUGAAGAAGAUGUAGAGGAUGGUGGAGAGAGGUGGAGCAAACCAUAUGUUGCCACACUGUCACUUCAUAGCUUGUUUGAGCUGAGAAGCUGUAUCCUGAAUGGCACAGUUCUUUUGGAUAUGAGAGCUAACUCCAUAGAAGAAAUUGCAGAUAUGAUUCUGGAUCAGCAGGUGGGUUCUGGGCAGCUCAGUGAGGAUGUUCGUCACAGAGUGCAUGAGGCAUUACUGAAACAGCAUCACCAUCAGAACCAGAAGAAGCUGAGCAACAGGAUCCCGAUUGUGAGAUCUUUUGCUGAUAUUGGAAAGAAGCAGUCUGAGCCCCAUUCCAUGGAUAAAAAUGCAGGUCAGAUUGUUUCCCCACAGUCUGCUCCAGCCUGUAUUGAAAACAAAAAUGAUGUGAGCAGAGAAAACAGCACUGUUGACUUUAGCAAGGUUGACCUACACUUCAUGAAAAAGAUACCACCUGGGGCUGAAGCAUCAAACAUCUUAGUUGGUGAAUUAGAGUUCCUGGACCGUGCGGUUGUUGCUUUUGUUAGGUUGUCUCCUGCAGUGCUGCUUACGGGACUAGCUGAAGUUCCAAUUCCAACACGAUUUUUGUUUAUUCUUCUGGGACCACUGGGUAAAGGGCAGCAAUACCAUGAGAUUGGAAGAUCAAUUGCAACACUAAUGACAGAUGAGGUGUUCCAUGAUGUUGCUUACAAAGCAAAAGACCGCAAUGACUUGGUGUCUGGAAUUGAUGAAUUUCUUGAUCAGGUUACUGUUCUCCCUCCUGGAGAGUGGGACCCAACUAUUCGAAUAGAACCACCUAAAAAUGUUCCCUCUCAGGAGAAGCGUAAGAUCCCAGGAGUGCCAAAUGGAACUGCAGCCCAUGGGGAUGCAGAACAGCCUGGAGGACACUCUGGACCAGAACUGCAACGCACUGGAAAAUUUUUUGGAGGAUUGAUUUUAGAUAUAAAAAGAAAAGCUCCCUUCUUCUGGAGUGACUUCAGGGAUGCUCUCAGUCUGCAGUGUCUGGCAUCAUUUUUGUUUCUCUACUGUGCUUGCAUGUCUCCUGUCAUCACAUUUGGUGGUCUGCUGGGAGAAGCAACUGAAGGUCGUAUAAGUGCAAUAGAGUCGCUGUUUGGAGCCUCCAUGACUGGAAUUGCCUACUCUCUCUUUGGUGGACAGCCUCUCACUAUACUUGGCAGCACAGGACCAGUCUUAGUGUUUGAGAAGAUCUUAUUCAAAUUUUGCAAAGAGUAUGGGUUGUCGUACCUUUCUCUGAGAGCUAGCAUUGGACUGUGGACUGCAAUCCUGUGCAUCAUCCUUGUUGCAACUGAUGCAAGCUCCCUAGUCUGCUACAUUACCCGGUUUACUGAAGAAGCUUUUGCUUCUCUUAUAUGCAUCAUUUUCAUUUAUGAGGCCUUAGAGAAGCUGUUUCAUCUCAGUGAGACAUAUCCAAUCAACAUGCAUAAUGAUUUGGAUCUACUAACAAAGUACUCAUGCAAUUGUGUGGAACCAGAACAUCCUAGCAAUAAAACCUUACGAUACUGGCAGGACUACAAUAUAUCUGCAUCUGAUGUGCCAUGGGGGAACCUAACUGUGUCAGAAUGUAAAAAGUUCCACGGAGAGUUUGUUGGACGAGCCUGUGGUCAUCAUGGCCCUUAUGUUCCAGAUGUCCUCUUCUGGUCUGUCAUCUUAUUCUUUUCCACAGUGACGCUGUCAUCCACACUGAAGCAGUUCAAAACUAGCCGAUACUUCCCAACAAAGGUACGAUCUGUGGUCAGCGAUUUUGCUGUCUUUCUCACUAUUUUGUCUAUGGUUUUAAUUGACUACGCCAUUGGGAUCCCAUCACCAAAACUUCAGGUUCCAAAUGCUUUUAAGCCCACCCGAGAUGAUCGUGGCUGGUUUAUUACUCCUUUGGGGCCUAAUCCCUGGUGGACAGUGAUAGCUGCUGUAAUUCCAGCCCUGCUUUGUACUAUCCUUAUCUUUAUGGACCAGCAGAUCACAGCUGUCAUUAUCAAUAGAAAAGAACACAAACUAAAGAAAGGAUGCGGAUACCAUCUCGACUUACUCAUGGUGGCAGUGAUGCUUGGAGUGUGCUCUAUUAUGGGAUUGCCAUGGUUUGUUGCCGCCACUGUCCUCUCUAUUUCCCAUGUGAAUAGCUUAAAACUGGAAUCGGAGUGCUCCGCUCCAGGGGAGCAGCCAAAAUUUCUUGGAAUCCGUGAGCAAAGAGUCACAGGGCUCAUGAUUUUUAUCCUUAUGGGCUCAUCUGUCUUUUUGACAAGUAUCCUGAAGUUUAUUCCUAUGCCAGUACUUUAUGGAGUAUUUCUUUACAUGGGUGCUUCAUCUCUAAAGGGAAUUCAGCUUUUUGACAGGAUAAAGUUAUUCUGGAUGCCUGCAAAGCAUCAGCCAGAUUUUAUUUAUCUGAGGCAUGUUCCUCUUAGAAAGGUCCAUCUCUUCACUGUAAUUCAGCUGAGUUGUCUUGUGCUUCUGUGGAUUAUAAAGGUUUCAAGAGCUGCCAUUGUCUUUCCUAUGAUGGUCCUAGCUUUGGUAUUUGUCCGGAAACUCAUGGAUUUCUUUUUUACUAAGCGGGAACUCAGUUGGUUAGAUGAUUUGAUGCCUGAGAGCAAGAAAAAGAAGCUGGAAGAUGCUGAGAAAGAGGAAGAGCAAAGUAUGUUAGCAAUGGAAGAGGAAGGGACUGUUCAGUUACCACUAGAAGGACAUUACAGAGAUGACCCAUCUGUGAUAAACAUUUCUGAUGAAAUGGCAAAAACUGCUGUGUGGAAGACAUUGUUGAUAUCCUCGGAGAAUGCAAAAGAUAAGGAGUCAAGCUUUCCUUCUAAAAGUGCUGAAAUCAGAAAAGAGAAGAAAGCUGACUCAGGGAAAGGUGUUGACCGGGAGACUUGUCUAUGA